Messenger RNA from Ixodes scapularis (black-legged tick), 3308 nucleotides. Its product is annotated as non-specific ribonucleoside hydrolase RihC. The record is from RefSeq and is a predicted model, not a curated record. The transcript has 6 exons. The coding region runs from base 315 to 1277 and encodes 320 amino acids. Gene Ontology annotation, molecular function: hydrolase activity, hydrolyzing N-glycosyl compounds. Lineage: Eukaryota; Metazoa; Arthropoda; Arachnida; Ixodida; Ixodidae.
GAACCUUCAUCCAGCCAUUUAGCCAGCUGUCCUCAACAUGGCGUUCAAGCGUCCGAGAUAUGCCGAUACCAGAGGUAACAACGAGCAAGUUAUCUGAUUUCUGUCAGCGAUAAGCAACGGCUGAGCAGCGUCGCGACCACGUUCCGCAAUCACCGUGGUCAAACGCCACGCAUGUCGCAUAUUCCCUUGCAUCGCAAGUAACAACAGGCUGUGCAGGUAUUCCCCCUUUAUAUCGUAGUACGUUUAUCAGCUCCUCUUCUGAUCAUCUCUGCUGUGAGCCGUGUGAGCCCAACCUAACCCCCCAGGAGAGAGCAAUGGCCGAGGAACUGCUCAUCGUGGACACGGACGUGGGCGUGGACGACGCUCUGGCACUGCUGCUGGCGCUGUCCGACCCGUCCCGCUGCAAGGUGCUGGCCAUCACGUGCGUGGCGGGCAACGUGGAGCUACCCAGGGUGUACACCAACACCCUGCGCAUCCUCAACUACUGCAAGCAGCUGCAGAUCCCGGUGUACCAGGGCUGUGGGCGCCCCCUGGUGCAGAAGGCGACAGCCUGCCACCUGUACCACGGCCAGGACGGCCUGGGGGGCGUGGCAGAGCAGCUUCCCCUGCCGGACGACGACCUGGAGCCGCCGAUGGAGCACGCCUCGACCGCCAUGGUGGAGCUGGUGCGUGCCAGGCCCGGAGUGAUCACCCUGGUGGCGCUGGGGCCCCUCACCAACGUGGCGCUGGCGCAGCGGCUGGACCCCAGCUUCCUGGGCAACCUCCGGCGGCUGGUCGUCAUGGGGGGCACCUUCGACGCCCGGGGCAACGAGACGCCCACGGGGGAGUUCAACUUCACCUGGGACCCCGAGGCGGCCAGCGUGGUGCUGGGCGAGGCUGAGUGCGAGACCAAGCUGCUCACCCACGAGCCUUGCCUGGAGCACGCCAUGGACUGGGACUGGUUUGACCAAUGGGUGGGCGGGAACUCCCCCAAGGCGCAGCUGGUGAAGGCGGUGACGGAGCACCCGUCGCAGCGCCAGCGCCAGCUGCUGCACCGGGAGGGCUUCUCGUGCUGCGACCUGCUGGCCAUGGCGGCAGUGCUGCAGCCGUCGCUGGUGACGCGCUGCGAGGCCUUCCCGGCCUGGCUGGAGCUGCACGGGGCCACCACCAGGGGCAUGCUGGUGGUGGAUCGGCGGCCCAGCCUCAAGUGGCACCACGGCCACCCUCCGCACGUCCAGUUCCUGCUCGGCUUCGACGUGGACGGCCUUAAAAAGCUCUACGAGCAUAUGCUCCGCUGAGCGCACCCGUCCGAGGAGAGAAAUGGGAGUCUUCAGAAAGGAGCGAGGUUUUCGGGACCCGGGAUGCCACAGAACCCCACCCCCCGAGUCAGCCCCAAGGUUGCCACUUUGCUCCUGGUGAUUUUUCCCAUGACGCGCCAAGUAUUUCAUACAGGGUGAAAUAAUGUCCAAGCAGCUACUAAUCUGCAUGUUUCCCUUUUUCUUUACAUCAUUGUUGUCUGUUAAUGAAUUAAAUAAUUUUGACCAUUGUUGCAGUCAACGGCUUGCUUCUGGCGGACGCCUUCUUUAGCUUUUUGAGACAUGCUCUGAGGUGGAUGGUGCAUGGAUGCUAAUAUUUACUACAAUCAACUACCACAUGGGAAUGUUGUGGUCAUCCUUUGGUAGCUCCAGCACUAGCAUGCUGCUUGGAUGUUUGUCCAGUGCAGCUUGCUCAUUCAGUGCAUGAGCACAUACGAGCACUGUAUGAAGCAGCAUACUAAUUAACUGAAUGUGUAACUGCCUAAAAGACCCAUGCCUGGUCAUUAGAAAGAGGGAAUUUUAGAAUAGCAUGCGCAAAGGCUUUUUGUACGCAAAGAAUGGCGUCAUCGCCAUCGCACAUGCGCCGAACACUUAACGCAUUUUGCGCUUUGCGUGCACUACUUUGGGAAAUUGCGUGCGUACGCAAAGAGUCUUUGCAUGCCUCCAAGGAGAAUUCAUGAUGCGCAAGGAGUUGGCUAAAGCCAAGACGAGCACAGUUAGAAAACGGCGGCUCCCAGGACCGUGGCGGCUGCUUUGCCAGUGGUUGCGAGCGUCAUGUCAACGGCAUCCUCGCGACUGCGAUUUUGAACACAGAACGACAUUGCACUUCUGCGGGAGCUGCAUGUCGCAAACAGUUUUGGAAGACCCAGCAAGGUGGGCAAACGAUCGCUGGCAACUUGGCGCUUGCGACGCACAAACAUUUCUCGGCGGCGUCGGCAAAGCUCAGUACACGAGACGUCUCUUGCAGAGGCGACGUGAAUGGACACGACUGGUUGACCAUUCCCUUCACAUUAUCAUAUUUAAACAAAUCUAAAAUGUUUCUCCGGACCAAACAAUUUGUAUUUUUGCAAGUUACAGCAUUUCGUGUGCGAAAUAAAAAUUGUUACUGUGGCGUUGCGAGCACAAGGGGCUCGAGUUUUUGCAUCAUGGCGGAGAAACGCUAUUUUAAAACUCCCUCGCGUAGCGCGUAAAAUUGCAUGUUAUUCUAAAACUCCCUGAUGUGUCAACGUUCCAAGCUGUUUAAUAUGGAUCGAAAUAACUGCCUGCACUGGACGGCAUGGCUAACGCAACAUUGUCAAUUUUUCGCAUUGUCUUGACAGGGUAUUCGUGAACACUAAACUUUACAGCCUAAGUCGGUGCCCAGGGACCCUCGCAUUCCGCCAUAAAACUCGUUCUGACGACGUGCCUUUUUGCGAGAAAGAAAAAAUUAGAAAAUCUCGACAGAUGGUUUGUGCUAACAGUUUCUCGCUCCGUCUUAUACUAACAAAUUCAUUACCACAGUAUCCGGAGAGAUGCCCCAUCCCCGAAAGAUAACCCACUUUCAUGUCUGGCAUGAUUUGUUACGUUUUUCAAAAACGCCGGAAGAGCCCACUUUUAGUAAUUGCAGGGCCAAUGGUUACCUCGGCACAGACGGCGUUACCUACUUAGCUAUGGCGGGGAAUAAGCAAACAUUGCCGACUGGGACGGACAGUCGUCGUCUUUGGUUCAUCGCCUCUCCCUGCGAUUGUACGUUUUAGCGGGUCACAUAACUAACACUAUAAUUUCUUUUCAACUCUUUUUUUUAUUGCACACUGAAAGUUAGCUUACUCCUCAUUUUCACCGGAUUUGCUUUCGAUUUUAGGUGGGCUACCUCGGGAUAGUGCGGUAGUUGCAAAACAUUGGAUGUUACAGACCAAUGUUACUGCCACGCACCCUGGCAUUUACUAUCGUGGAAUGUAGACUCGAUUGAAGUGCAGUGUACAAUCGCACGUCAGAAUACAUCUUUGGUUUGUAAUAAAAGUUUUUUGGAAAAUA